Molecule: messenger RNA, 2316 nt
Organism: Mesorhabditis belari
Lineage: Eukaryota; Metazoa; Nematoda; Chromadorea; Rhabditida; Rhabditidae
Source: the annotation of a GenBank genome assembly
AUGUCCUUUCCUCGUCUCCAUUUCAUUCUCGGUGCUCUCAUCCUCUACACUUGUUUGUACGAAAUGGGGAAAAAAUUCUACAAUUCGGAGAGUCUAUUUGAAUUCGAGAAUCCGUUCACAAAAAUAAAUCUUACGUCUGAAAGCAAGCAAUUAUCCUCCUCAGAGGCAAAUUCAACCGUGAAACCUAUCCAAAUCCUCUAUUACACGCAGCUUUUCAUGAAUCGAGCACAACCGACAUGGGUGUCGAAUGAAAGAUGUACAAAUGUGAAACCACAAAGUUGUCUCAUCCACAGUAAUCGCGAAUUCCUCAACGAGAGUGAUGCGGUCGUUUUCGAGCCACGUUUCGUCAAUAUGAGAUUAUCAACAAUCCCCCGGCGAGAGGAUCAAAUUUUCAUCUUUUCCGUAAACGAAUCCCCCCAGCGUUUUCGAAGGCCAGACAAGAGUGAAAACUUUUUCAACGCUUCAAUGUACUUUUUGAUGAGUUCCGACAUCCCAUUCAACAAUCGAUAUCGAUGGGUGAAUCAAGAAACGGCUAAAAGAGAAGGUCGUUUCUUCGAAGCAAUUGGAAUCAACGAGAGUUUUCUGGAACGUCCUCGAACGCAUUUCAUCAGUGCAAUGAUCGGGAAUUGUCAGAGUACGCCAAGUGGACGGACGAGGCUCGUCAAAGCAUUUGAAAGGCAAAACUAUUUGAGUCUUUUUGGCGGAUGUUCAGCGGUGAAAGAGCGGAAAAAUGCGUGCGCGAAGAGAGAUGAACGCUGCGUGCAAGAACUUUUCGAAGACUCCUAUUUCUACUUGGCUUUGGAGAACUCGGUUUGUAUGGAUUAUGUGACGGAGAAAUAUUGGAAUCGCACAACAUAUCAUUCGAUACCGAUUUUAUGGAGUAGAGAGGCGGCAAAGAAUCAUGGAAUUCCCGAGAAAUCGGUGAUUUACGUGGACGAUUUUGAAACGAUCGACACUCUUCUGGACCACUUGAAAUAUUUACGGGACAAUGCGAAAGCCUACGCCGAAUAUUUUCAGUGGAGAAGAAAUUACAUGUUUAUUCCCCACAAGGAGCCGCGAGAAUGCCUAUUAUGUGAAUAUGUCCAAGGGAAACCCAAGAAAAAAGUCUAUGCGGACAUCUACCAGACUUUCGCUCAACAAUCUCAUUGUGAAAAGAUUUUCACGAUGGACUCCUUCAAAGAAGUCUCUAAAGAUUAUGCCAAGAAAAAUGGAUGGUUUAAUGACUCCGCGAAGAUCGCGGAUGGGAGCUUUGCAAAAGUUUAUGCAAUUCCAAACACAGAACCACCACUUGUUGUAAAAAAUUUUUUUGCAACCGAUCAAAAUGAAGAUCAAAUAAAGAUCACAAACGAAAUAGCUGCCUUGCAAGAACUGUCGCAUCGACUUGUUAUCGGACACGUUGGGGAAUUGUAUCGAGAGACUCCACAAAGAGGAAAAAUCAUUGUUGGAAUUAUCAUGGAACGGAUGAAAUUUAAUUUGGGCCAAUGUAUCUUCAAUCCAACCAUCUCGUAUUCGAUGUAUACCGUUGUUUGCUGGAUGGAGCAACUCACGAUUAUUCUCAAACAUUUACAAGAUAAAAACUGGGCGCAUCGCGAUAUUAAGCUUAGAAACAUACUGAUUGAUCCGCUGUAUUAUUUGCUGUUAUGUGAUCUUGGAGAAUCGGAAAGAAACGGUGACAAUGAUAGUAUAAUGAAUGACAAAUACUAUUCUGGGAUUGUCUUUUGGGAGAUCAUUGAAAGAAGAAGCCUAUCUCACGCUCUGCCCGAAAAUCUUGACGGUAUUAAGAAAAUAGUUUAUGACGAGACGCAAUUACAAUGUCAAUACGAAAUUAAACAAAUCAUACAGUGCUUCAUGUCUUGUAAAUUUGGAGGCGAAAUCGAUCUCGCUGAGAUUUUGAAUAGCUUGAAAAACAUACGAGGUAAAUUAGAACGGCAGAUGUGUUUGGAUUUUCCCCUCAAAUUUGACCAAAAUCGGGAAGUGCUUUUGCGGCCAAAAUGGUUUAAUGAUAAAGCUUUUGACGUACCAGCUUUUGAUCAAGAUCAAGAAAAAGGAAGCGAGGAUCUUGAAGAUUUCGGGCAAUUUUUUGCAAAGGACUCUGGAAAUGUGCAGUUGGCUAUGGGAAUGACGCAGGUCUAUUCAUAUCUUACGGAUAAUCCAUUGUUCGAAAAGGAGCGUGCUGUGGAUAUUAAUAAAGUAUUUGUUGGCUCUGAAAUUCCUGAAAAGGAAAAAGAACUGAAGGCGAUCGUUUACUCACAACUGCACAUCGAAAAAUGGACUACCGGCUCAGUGGAUACCAGCGUACAUGUAAUUAGCAACGAU